Molecule: messenger RNA, 2010 nt
Organism: Polistes dominula (European paper wasp)
Lineage: Eukaryota; Metazoa; Arthropoda; Insecta; Hymenoptera; Vespidae
Gene: IFT52
Product: intraflagellar transport 52
Biological process (GO): intraciliary transport; cilium assembly
Cellular component (GO): centriole; intraciliary transport particle B; cilium
Source: RefSeq, a predicted model, not a curated record
UACGUUGUUUAAUAUUUCUGAUUAUUAUAACAAAAUUACAAAUAUUAUCUACAUGUAUAUAUUUCUCUCUUUACUCAUUUUCUCUUGAAGACUAUUCGUUAUAAACAAAACCAUGUAUCAGACUUUGAUAGAAAAAUAUAUACCAAGCUUUAUGAUGACAAUUUGUUGCCGUUGACAACGCGUGACGUUUCAUUAGGGUUAUAGAGUUUUAUGUUUAGAGUAAAUGAAAAUAACACGUAUAACACGUAUAACACGUAUGUCUUCUAAAUGAAUGCAAUUUGAAAUCUCGUUGCGAAAGAAAACAACAAAAAAUUACGAUGAGUUCAAUAUUUGGUGGCGAGAGUGGUGACAAUAAUGUGAACGUUAUUAUUUUUGAUGCGUCAAAGAAUGGUAGAAAAUUAAAUGAGGAAUUCAAGAUACUACAAAGAAAGUUAAAACCGAAAUGGAAAUUUAUCGAAAACAACGAUACCAUCACCGAAGAAUCACUGGCAAGUGGCAAGGUAUUGGUACUUCCAGGGCCAAAAAAUAAAUUUACUGAAAUAGAAAUGAACACUAUUCGGAAUUUCGUCAACGCUGGUGGUAAAGUUUUGGUGAUGUUAGGUGAAGGUGGCGAAAACAAAUCAAACACGAAUAUUAAUUUUUUAAUAGAAGAAUUUGGAGUAAUGGUGAACAAUGACAGUGUACUACGUAUGAGCUAUAAUCAAAUGUUACAUCCGAAAGAGUGUCUUGUUUCUCAAGGCUUGUCGAACAAAUCAACAUUUUUGAAGAACCACAACGAAUAUUCAAAUAUCAAUUUCCUAUAUCCAUACGGUGCAACAUUGAACGUGGUGCGACCAUCAAUGGUCGCUUUGUCGAGCGGCUCGAUUGCUAUUCCAAUGAAUAGACCUAUAUGCGCUUAUUAUUCUGGUAAAAAUGAAUCUGGUAAAUUGGUCGUUUUGGGCUCAGCUAGGAUGUUUACAGAUGCCUACAUCGAAAAGGAGAAAAAUAGUGUCUUGCAAGAAAUGAUUUUUGAUUUCUUUGAUUCAAACGAUACCACUGAGAAGGAUUUUCAGCCGGAUGAUGUCGAUUUUUGGGAAUACAAUUUCGUACCAGAUAUAACACAACAAGCAGAUAAUCCAAAAGUUUGUACACAAGAUCUUGAUAAUAUCGACAUUCCGCGAGAAUAUAUGAAAUUGUUUAAGCAUCACUUUUACUCAAUUAAUUUGAAUAUGGUGCCAGCUGCUAUAAAUGCAUAUGAAACUUUGGGAAUAAAACAUAAACCAUUGAGCUUAAUACCACCUAAUUUUGAGGCACCUCUGCCACCCACCCAAGCAUCGGUCUUUCCACCAAGCUUUCAAGAAUUACCACCACCAGCAUUGGAAUUAUUUGACUUGGAUGAAGCAUUUAGCUCUGACUUAUUAAAAUUAUCUCAAUUGACAAAUAAAUAUAUGUCGACGAAGGAUUUAUCAAAUGACGUUGAAUUAGAUCAUUAUAUUAGAGAAUUUGGAAGUAUAUUAAGGAUAAGUAAUUCAGAUACUCAUACUGCCAAUGAAGUAUUGAAUCAUGUUUUCCAAAAAAUUUGUAGCUAUAAAACUAUACAAGAUAGAAAUGAAUAUUCUUAAAGAAAGUACGAAUAAAAAAGCAAAAAUUAGUUGCAUGUAAUAUAGAAGGAUUUUCUUGAUACGUACCGCAUCUACAUUUAUAUUAGAUUUCUAGAUAUUACAUUUAGAUACAUACAUAAGUAUAUCGAAUAACAAUCGAAACAAUGAAGGUAUUCGAUGCUGCCGGCUUUUGUCUUGUCAACUACACAAUGCAUAUGCAUAUCUGCUGCUGCCCUGCCUGCUGCUGCUGCUGCUGCUGCUGCUGUGUAUCAUAUGUGUAUCUUUCAGGCAAUUUGUUGUUACGCAAUUUUGUCCCAAACAAAUGAAAGAUUGGCUGUUGCUUUUUGACUAUACGUUAAAAGCCUUAUAUUAUCUAUUACCUUUUUUAUUUUAUAUAUAGUAUACAAAUGGUGUUACGAGGUGAAAAAAA